UCCCCGGUCAGGGCCCUGCUUGGUGUUGGCGGGCUCCCAGGCUGCGAGGACGUUCUAGUCAGGCAGGCUCUGUCGAACACGGGCAGGGAGGGGGCACCCAGGAGGCCCCGGAGCCCACAAUUCUAGGUCACCUCCUGCAACAUCCAGAGGCAGGAGUGGUAUUUAUAGCAGCCAGCGGCCACCACGGGUGGGGAAGUCAGCAGGAGCUGUGAUGCAGGCCACCCCCCUUCAGGUCCCCUGGCUCCCGCUGACUCCCUCACCGCCACCCUCCCGCUCCAGAGCCUUUCUGGGACAAGCAGUGAAGUCCGGGCCUGCUGAGAGAGCAGGCAUUGUCACACUGCCUCCCCAAGCCCUGGAGGAGCUGAGGUGCCACUUUCUGCCUGGCAGGAACCUCGGCCUCUGCCGAUCUGGCCAGGACCUCGUCCGUCUCCACCGCCCCAGGUGGGCAUCCUGUUAGCACUCCGUGCCUGGCCCUGCCGGUCUCUCUCGGUGCUGUUAGCUCUUCUUUGAGAGGUUCAUUCUAGGAGUCGCCAGCAGCUUUGCAGACCUUCCUGGGGCCAGCAGGGGGCAGCGAAAGGCCGGCCUCGUUUCCCCUGGUGGCAGGCAGUUAAUGGGGGGCCGUGGGCACCUGCCCCAGGGUGACUGGGAAGAGGCCCCCGACCACAUGCCUGUUACUUCCUCCCUGCUGUGUCCUCAGUAAGUGGGCUAGAAGGACGGCAGCCGUGGUCACCAGGGCCACACCCAGGGAGCAGGCAGAGAAGCAGAGGUCACAGAAGUGACAGUGUGACGCGGCUAGGGCCUCACGCCCCGGAGGGUGAGCCCUCUGGGAAAGAAAGUGACACCAGACUCUCGAGUCCAAAAUCCAGCCAGGAUUCUCUUCCUAUGCAGACAAAAGCGGGUCCUUGGGUCCCGCCCAGGCAUGAGCAGGCGGAGGAAGGCUGACGCUUUUCAGCUGCCCGAUGCGGUUACCCCCAUGGUGGAGGCCUGGGCUCCCCUCCCGGGCUCGCCCCAUUUCCAGACUGUUGCCCAGGGCCUCCAGGCCCCACCCCCUAGGCCAGGAGAGAAGCAGGGGGGAGGCCGAGCUUUCUCCCCGGGAGCACCUGCGUGGGGGUGGUGCCUCAGACACACCAGGAGGCUGCAGGAACUCAGGCCGUGGCUCUCCUGGCCAGUCCUGGGCUGAUCAUGCAGGACGGGGCUUAAGGCCAACUGGGGACGGGCCCUGAGCCUCACCAGGGAGGGGCCUCUGAAGUGAGAGGGCCAUCUGGAGAGGAGGAAACCCCUGCACUCGCUCAGUUCUGAGCAGACAGGAGAUACAGUCGGGAGCAGGAAAUAGGCUUGUCCGAUGGGCAGGGACGGAAGGGGCGGCGGUCGGUGGCGAGCUUUAUAGCCAGUGGUUGGCAGUUUUAAUCGUAUUUAAAGGGCAUUUCGGAGCCAUGAUAGGCUUUUGAGGAGGGGGUUGAUUUAAUUAAAACCAUAAACUGUGUGUACGUGUAGCUGAUGCUACCGAGCACCCGCUCUGCGCUGGCCCCUGCUCUCCGCACUUUACAGCUUUGAACUCACUUUGUCCUCACAGCAGCCCCACGAGGGAGGCUCUGUCAUCACCAUCCCGGUUUACAAAUGCGGUCGGUUCUGUAGUUGAUUGGUCCUGGGAAGUGGGCACUGUGCUCAGUGGACCUCCGAGUGAAUAGAGACACCAGGACAAGAGCAGGUCUAGGACCUUCUGAGCCCCCACCCCCUCUUGGAGGCUUAUGGCAACUUGCGCUUGGGUGCCCAGCUUUGGGCUCCUGCCUGGGGCCCCAGGGCUCUUUCCUUGGCCCUUCUGAAGCAAAACCACGUAGAAUUCUAAAAGUCAAGGCCAGAGUGGACCUGAGAGGUCAUCCUGUUCAGUGCCUCUCAAAUGUUUUUAAGACUGUUUAGUUCAAAGAAGAUGUCACAAGGAAACCCAGUAUGUAGAACAGCUAAAAUCCGCUCUGACGACAUAGCCUACAAGCCCCAGGAAGCCCUUGCCCUGCCUGCUGUGACCACUUCCCCUUGUCUGGGGGUCCCUGAGGGUUUCCGGAACCCCGCUUCAAAGAGUGUUGAUAUCCCUUCACGGGACACGGGAGAGGAGGGCCACAUGGGGUGCGGCCCGGGCAGGGCGUGUGUGCCCUUGAAAGCAGAGCGUGCUGCCCCCAUCCAUGUCCCACGGGGGGCAGGGGAUGUUGGCACUCGCUGUUACAUACGGGAACUCUGCAGACCUCCUCCCCUGGGAAAGCGCUCGUGUUACAUUGUCACUCGAUGCCCGCCUGCUUCCUUGAUGCCCAGGGAAUGGUAGAAGUGAAACCCGAUCGCCAGGCGGCUGGCCUGUGCCCUAGAUGGCUGGGCUGCCCACAGAGGUGGCCACUUCUUGGAUCCUUGGCCCGUGCAGACUGUGGAAGGCGUUUUCCCCAACGUGGGCCAGACCCCGAGACCCAGCCCACAGCCUGAGGAGGUGUGACAGAACCAUGCUGGUGCACGGAGGUGAGCACCAGGCCCGCUGAGCCUCCGCAGAGCCGCCAGCCAUGCCCGGGAUCGUGGUGUUCCGGCGGCGCUGGUCUGUGGGCAGUGAUGACCUCGUCCUGCCGGCCAUCUUCCUCUUCCUCCUGCACACCACCUGGUUUGUGAUCCUGUCUGUGGUGCUCUUCGGCUUGGUCUACAACCCCAACGAGGCCUGCUCCCUGAACCUGGUGGACCACGGCCGCGGCUACCUAGGCAUCCUGCUGAGCUGCAUGAUCGCCGAGAUGGCCAUCAUCUGGCUGAGCAUGCGCGGGGGCAUCCUCUACACAGAGCCCCGCGAAUCCAUGCAGUACGUGCUCUACGUGCGCCUGGCCAUCCUGGUGAUCGAGUUCAUCUAUGCCAUCGUGGGCAUCGUCUGGCUCACUCAGUACUACACCUCCUGCAACGACCUCACUGCCAAGAACGUCACCCUCGGGAUGGUCGUCUGCAACUGGGUGGUCAUCCUCAGCGUCUGCAUCACCGUCCUCUGUGUCUUCGACCCCACGGGCCGCACCUUUGUCAAGCUAAGAGCCACCAAGAGGCGGCAGCGCAACCUCCGGACCUACAACCUCCGGCACCGCUUAGAGGAGGGUCAGGCCACCAGCUGGUCGCGCCGGCUCAAAGUGUUCCUCUGCUGCACUCGGACGAAGGACUCCCAGUCAGAUGCCUACUCGGAAAUCGCCUACCUCUUCGCCGAGUUUUUCCGAGACCUCGACAUCGUGCCGUCCGACAUCAUUGCGGGCCUGGUGCUGCUCCGGCAGCGGCAGCGGGCCAAGCGCAACGCGGUGCUGGACGAGGCGAACAAUGACAUUUUGGCCUUCCUGUCUGGGAUGCCAGUGACCAGAAACACCAAGUAUCUCGACCUCAAGAACUCGCAAGAGAUGCUCCGCUACAAAGAGGUCUGCUACUACAUGCUAUUCGCUCUGGCCGCCUACGGGUGGCCCAUGUACCUGAUGCGGAAGCCUGCCUGUGGCCUCUGCCAGCUGGCUCGGUCCUGCUCGUGCUGCCUGUGCCCUGCGCGGCCCCGCUUCGCCCCGGGAGUCACCAUCGAGGAAGACAACUGCUGUGGCUGCAACGCCAUUGCCAUCCGGCGCCACUUCCUGGACGAGAACAUGACCGCGGUGGAUAUCGUGUACACCUCCUGCCACGAUGCGGUCUAUGAGACCCCCUUCUACGUGGCAGUGGACCAUGACAAGAAGAAGGUGGUGAUCAGUAUCCGGGGAACCCUUUCCCCUAAGGAUGCGCUGACAGACCUCACUGGUGACGCUGAGCGCCUCCCUGUGGAGGGGCACCACGGCACCUGGCUGGGACACAAGGGAAUGGUCCUGUCGGCCGAGUAUAUCAAGAAGAAGCUGGAGCAGGAGAUGGUCCUGUCCCAGGCCUUUGGGCGAGACCUGGGCCGCGGAACCAAACACUACGGCCUGAUUGUGGUGGGCCACUCCCUGGGUGCAGGCACGGCUGCCAUCCUCUCCUUCCUUCUGCGCCCCCAGUACCCUACCCUCAAGUGCUUUGCCUACUCCCCACCAGGGGGCCUGCUGAGCGAGGACGCCAUGGAAUACUCCAAGGAAUUUGUGACAGCUGUGGUUCUGGGCAAAGACCUCGUCCCCAGGAUCGGCCUCUCCCAGCUGGAAGGCUUCCGCAGACAGCUCCUGGAUGUCCUGCAGCGAAGCACGAAGCCUAAAUGGCGAAUUAUCGUGGGGGCCACCAAAUGUAUCCCCAAGUCGGAGCUGCCUGAGGAGGUGGAGGUGGCCACGCUGGCCAGCACGCGGCUCUGGACCCACCCCAGCGACCUGACCAUCGCCCUGUCAGCCAGCACCCCUCUCUACCCACCUGGCCGCAUCAUCCACGUGGUCCACAACCACCCAGCAGAGCAGUGCUGCUGCUGUGAGCAGGAGGAGCCCACAUACUUUGCCAUCUGGGGCGACAACAAGGCCUUCAACGAGGUGAUCAUCUCGCCGGCCAUGCUGCAUGAGCACCUCCCCUAUGUGGUCAUGGAGGGGCUCAACAAGGUGCUGGAGAACUACAACAAGGGAAAGACGGCCCUGCUCUCUGCUGCUAAGGUCAUGGUGAGCCCCACUGAGGUGGACCUGACUCCCGAGCUGAUCUUCCAGCAGCAGCCGCUGCCCACAGGGCCACCCGUGCCCGCCGGCCUCGCCCUAGAGCUGCCCACCGCAGACCACCGAAAUAGCAGCGUCAGGAGCAAGUCCCAGUCCGAGGUGAGCCUGGAGGGCUUCUCCGAGGGGCGGCUGCUGUCCCCGGUGGCCGCGGCCGCAGCGGCCCGCCAGGACCCCGUGGAGCUGCUGCUGCUGUCCACCCAGGAGCGGCUGGCGGCGGAGCUGCAGGCACGGCGGGCGCCGCUGGCCACCAUGGAGAGCCUGUCAGACACCGAGUCCCUGUACAGCUUCGACUCGCGCCGUUCGUCAGGCUUCCGCAGCAUCCGCGGCUCACCCAGCCUCCACGCCGUGCUGGAGCGCGACGAGGGCCACCUCUUCUACAUCGACCCCGCCAUCCCGGAGGAGAACCCGUCCCUGAGCUCGCGCACCGAGCUGCUGGCGGCCGACAGCCUGUCCAAGCACUCCCAGGACACGCAGCCCCUGGAGGCGGCCCUGGGCAGCGGGGGCGUCACCCCGGAGCGGCCCCCCAGCGCGGCGGCCAACGAGGAGGAGGAGGGGGGCGGCGGCGGCGACGGCGGCGGGGUGGCCCCGGGGGCCGAGCUCGCGCUGCACAAUGGGCGCCUGGGGGACUCGCCCAGCCCUCAGGUGCUGGAGUUCGCCGAGUUCAUCGACAGCCUCUUCAACCUGGACAGUAAGAGCAGCUCCUUCCAGGACCUCUACUGCAUGGUGGUGCCCGAGAGCCCCACCAGCGACUACGCCGAGGGCCCCAAGUCCCCCAGCCAGCAGGAGAUCCUGCUCCGCGCCCAGUUCGAGCCCAACCUGGUGCCCAAGCCCCCGAGGCUGUUUGCCGGCUCGGCCGACCCCUCCUCGGGCAUCUCACUCUCGCCCUCUUUCCCGCUCAGCUCCUCGGGGGAGCCCAUGGACCUGUCGCCCACGGGUCUCAGCAGCCAGGAGUGCCUGGCAGUGGACAAGAUCCGGACUUCUACCCCCACCGGCCGAGGGGCCAGCCCCGCCAAGCAGGACGACCUGGUCAUCUCGGCUCGCUAGCACCCCAGGCGUGGCUGCCGGCUGAGGCCCAGGCCAGAGUAGGUGGCCCCCCGGGCUCCUGGUGGCUGCCCCCAGGGCCAGGCCGCUUUGAGGAGAGGCCCCCAGGGGCCGGUUUAGCCUCAGGCACGGGGCACUGCUGCUGAGCUGGGGGUCCACGUCCCUACCUCAGCUUAGGACCACCAGGCGGCUGGGAUCUGGGUCCUCCAGAUUGGGGAGGGGUGUGAUGCAGGGGGGAGCCUGGGGCAGCCGGCCCGGUGGGCAGGGCAGCGCUCUGCCCUCUCGGCCUGCCUGUCCCCCACAGGGCAUCCCGGCACCCCCUAUUCCAGGACCGGCAGUGGGCAUGCUGACUCCCCAUCACUGCCCUCUGGCUGCUCUCCCAGGGCCCAGAUGGAGAGCAGCCCUCUCCCCACAUAUUCACGUGUGUGGUCCAGGCUGGCAUCUGCCCUGGCCACCCCCCAGAUCUGGUGCCUGCUGGCCAGCCCCCUGGGGUGACCCCACACCAAGGUGGCCCGCAGUGCUGUGUAUGUUUACAGAAGCCGCUGGGCUGGGCUCGGGAUGUUUCCUGGGCUUGCAAGCCCCCCUCUCCCCCGUCGUGUGUUCUGAGCAGGGAAAGGAGGAAGGCCAGGCUCCGCAGAGCCCAAGGCAGCCAUGGAGCCUGGAGGGGCCUGGAGAGGCCUGGAGGAGGGUGGGAUCAAGACUGCCGCUUCUCUGCUCCGUGCCCCUCAUGCCGAUCCCUCUGGCAGUGGGUCCUGGGCACCCUGGCCUGCCCUGUCUGCCCAUUAGUUCCUGGCUUGCCUUCUACCCCCAGGGAUCCUGGCCACUCAAAGGGUGGAGGGCACAGGUGUGACCACCCCUGGCUGCAGAGUCAGUGCCCUGGGAAGAAGGAGGGCACCCAAAUCCCCCUUCCUUUGAGGGCUCCGUGUAGCCCCUUUAUAUCACCUCGCCCCCACGCCUAGGCAGCCUCGGGCCCUGGGAUCUGAAACCAGACAUGCCUCCACCCACCCACCCCCCCAGCCCCCCUCUUCACUGGCCUGAGCUCCUUCCUGGCAGCGGGGUUUUCUUCCCUACUCCCUGCCCCACCCCCCCCCCCCCCAUCAAUGUUCUGUCGGCAGGAAGCAAGGCCAAGAGCAGGGUAUUGUGGGACCCGACUAAAGGAGGUGCAGGAGGGCCAGGGGCUCUGGGGCUGUCCUGGGUUACUGGAGGCCUCCCCAGCCCACACCUGAGGGGGGUUCCUUCCCUGCUGGGUUGGGGAACCACAGGGAGGUGGAGGCCGGCCUUUCCCCAGAAGCCCAGUGGGGGAAGGUCCGAGCUGGCGUGGCGCGUGUGUGCAUGUGCAUGAAGUGUGUGGCGCUCCUGAGGAAGGGGCUGCUGGGUCCCCCGCCCCACCCUACCUGCCCUGCCACUUUCCCAGCCUGCUAAGAACACAGCCAGUGACUGCGAUGGGGGCCCGUGCCCGUGCCCGGGGCGGGGGGGUGGGGGGGGGUUGCGGCGCACAGGACGGGCUCGGUCUCAGAUGUGUCCUACCUGCUGCUCUGAUCCCCGGUUUGGAAAACUGAUGUGUGCCCAGACGCUGACUGCCCGCUUGUGCCUUCGUCUCCUCGGAGGCAUACUCCCCCACUCUGGCCCCCCACGGCCUCUCUGGGGCUGCUAGACGCACUCCCCUGACCAAGACCCCCCACCCCACACCCUCAUCUCAUGAUGACUCGUAUCUGGGGCCUGCGUCCUGACCCUGGUCCCACACACAGCUGGGACUGGCCUGGACACUGCCCUAGGACCCCUGCCCACCCUGACGGAUGGAAACAGAGACCUGGGAGCUGGGCCUCCCUCCCUCUCUGACACCCACCCUCACCCAAGACUCCAGGACACUCCCCCACCCCCCCACCCCCCGCUGCAGGCCCGCUGCUGGCAUAGCCUGGGCCCAGCGCAGAAACAAAAUGGAAUCAGUAGCUCUUAGAGUUUAAAAAACAAAAAAACAAAUCGUAAAUCAGAGUAAAGUUCCAACAAGCACCUCAGCCAAUUGCAGGGAGAGACUUGGUGUCUGGCCUUUUAAUUCCUCCUCUGCCAGGGUGGCCCUGGGACCUCUAAGGGGGCGUGGUCCCCACCCACGCCCAGGACUGAGCCAUCAGGGACAGACCCCCCACCCCCAAGCCCGCAGCCACACAAAGGUUACAGACUUGGGGCUGGGGCAGGCUCGGACUCAGCCCUGGAGGCCCCAGGGUCAGCCCACCCCGCACCCGCCCCCUCCCCACCGCACCCCUGCAGGAUGGGCCUGCUGCACACCUCUCCCCUCCUCCCGACACCGCACUUGGGGGGUCUGAGCCACCCCCCUCGGCCCAGCUAGGCUCAGACCCACUCCCCCUCUGUCCCCCAGACUGCAGCACAAGCUUUCCCAGCCUCGAGCGGGCCUGUCCUCCCAGGGGCCUGGGCGACCUCCAUAUGCAAUCGGUAGCGAGCAGCUGGGCCCCACAGACACUCAGGCACUGUACGUGCCAUGCCCCCACGACUUUUUGUACUUACUGUAUGAAAGAUCCAAACUAAUAUUGCUGUAAAAAGGAGAGACAAAUUAAUAUAGCUUAUUCUAUAAAUAUAUCUGUAUAUAAAGGUUUCUGUAUAUUGUAUAGAGCUGUGUAUAAACUGGAUGUAGAAGCA
Molecule: messenger RNA, 8324 nt
Organism: Felis catus (domestic cat)
Lineage: Eukaryota; Metazoa; Chordata; Mammalia; Carnivora; Felidae
Gene: DAGLA
Product: diacylglycerol lipase alpha
Exons: 20
Coding region: 2541-5675 (1044 amino acids)
Biological process (GO): lipid metabolic process
Cellular component (GO): postsynaptic membrane; dendrite membrane
Source: RefSeq, a predicted model, not a curated record